Messenger RNA from Symbiodinium natans, 1761 nucleotides. The record is from the annotation of a GenBank genome assembly. Lineage: Eukaryota; Dinophyceae; Suessiales; Symbiodiniaceae.
AUGGACUUCAGUCAAAGUUCGACGGACGAAGUGUCUGACGAGAAGGCGGAGCUCGUGAGCAAAAGCGACAGUGAAACCUCCAGCCAAGAUCGACUGCCUCUGAUCGACAUUGAAGAGAGAUGGACCAUUGUGGCUGUGGAUGCGGUCUGCGUUCUUGCGGCUUGCAUUCCGAUUCUGAGUAUCUUCGCAGUCAUCUACUUGUUCUGGCAGUUUUCUGGGCUUCGGCCGUCCAGGCGGCGGCUUCUGCUGGGCUCCCCAGUGGGCAAAGAGGCACUGCUGUGGUUCAUGGUGAUGGAGUUCACCCUCUGGCCGGUCUGCUUCAUGAAGUCCCUUUGGGAGAUCUCCACCUACUUGAAGAUCUAUGCCCGUUUCCACCUGCGUGGCGACCAUCAGCAGGUUGUUGAAACUGCCGAGGCUGUUGGGGCCGAUUUGCUGUUCACAACCUGCUACGUCUGCGUGCCCUUGCUCUACAGAGUCUUGAGAUACCACAUGCGGCGAGUGGGCUCCAGUGUAGCAGAAUACAAGCUCGAAGCAGAGGGUGGUUGGCAACACGACGGCAACGCGGGCGUGCGUGCGCAGGAGAUCCUGGAUGGAAUGCAGAACAAGUUUGAGGAGCUCUUCAUCGAGGACAGCCGUGACAAAGAUGCUGGAGGCUACAAAGGCUGGAGGCGCUUCUGCAGCAAAGUGACAGUGGGCUUGAAGCUCCUGGUGUUGUUCUCGACGCUCAUCGUCUUCUUCGGCCUGGCCUAUCUGCAGUAUAGCCUUGGACACGACAUGUACUACGACUUGAAGCAGGGCCCCGAUCUCUGGGAAUCCACGGGCAUCUUCAUGUCACGAGUCAUGGGGAAACACCAUGUAGAUCUUAACCAGACCGUUGCCCAAUACGAGUCUGUACUUACCGACGAUGAGCGCGAUCGCGUCUAUGACUUCCGGUGGUACAGCUUGUUCCUCUUGCCGGGGGUCGUGUGCGUGGUGCAGGCCACAUUCUACUGGUUCCUGCUGGCCGCCGCCUUUGUCGUGGCCACGACACGGGUGAAGGCCAACACGGAUCGCCUUCUGGUCUUCACUGCCCUCACCAAGGAAUCUAAAGUCGAGAUGUGGACGAAGAAGAACCGCGACGAGUUGAUGAAGAUCGUCUCCAAGCAUUAUGAGACGCAGCUGCCCAGCGAUGCCAGUGAAGCCUUCAAGAUCUUCACGGCCGUGUGGGACGUGCGCCCCCUGGACCUCCAGGACGCAGACGAUGUACGAGCCUGGUGGCUGCUGCGCAAGUACAUGCACAUCGACUUCAACGACGAGUCGGCUUGCAUGGACUUCUGCGGCAUCGCAGUGGUAGUGCUCCUUUUCUGCUUCGCCGUGGCUGGGUUCCUUGUGUGGGUCGACAACCAGAUCAACGGGAAGACGUUUGGGCUCUUCCUCCUCAUCUUCCUGCUGAGCAACUUCCUCAUUUUCAUUAUGAACUGGGCCUUUACCGCCUGCAUCGACCAGAAUCUGCUCUUGGAGCGUGACGGGCGGGUGUUGGUCGACGCCACACUCAGCACGCUCAUGCGCCCUGAUUCGAACCCAGAGGAAGCGAAGCAACGUCAACAGGUGGCGCUCCUACACCAAGCCAUUCAGCGCAAGAUUGAGUCCUACGACGACAAGCAGCGGCUGUUUGGCGUUGAGGUCACGGCCAACUUGCGCAACUCCCUGCUGCUCUAUGGGGUCACGACGGCUAGUGCGUCCGUGUGGAAGCUCAUUGCCAACGUGCGAGAAGAUCUGUGA